AUGGUUGGAAGUGCUUCUUUGGGAUUCUCCGAGCUUGUUGCUAUAGGAGCUCGCGUUGAAUACGGCGUAAGGAAUGGCAAACUGGCGGCUGUAGCUGGAACUUCAAAUGCUAAUCCAAAGAAGUUCUCUAGAGGGUUUCCUAGAAAGAAGGAAGGGGAAACAAAUGUUGUGACUGCUGGUCAAGGAAGAGCUCCUCCAAGAAGGAGACCACAACAAUACUCACCUCAGCAGUAUGUUCAACAACCAAUUCCCUAUCAGCAACCCAUGUAUCCGGUCCAAUACGCUCCUCAGCCGUACGUAGCCGCUGUGACACCUGCAUUCAAUCAACAGCCUGCUCAGGCUUAUCAAGCGCCUCCAGCUUAUCGACCAGCGCCGGUUCAACCACGUGCCGCGGCUCCUCCAGCUUAUCAACAAGCACCAGCAGCUCCUGUUUAUCAACAACCGAGAGCUCAAGCGCCGAGGCAGAAUGCUCAAAACCAGAAUAGAAGGCAAGGGGAAAGGGUGACCUUCAAUCCAAUCACAAUGUCAUACACUGAGUUGUAUCCCUCCCUAUUGCAAAAGGGGUUGGUGGUUCCCAGACCUUUGGGACCUCCACCUGAUCGUCUUCCUCCAUGGUACAACCCUAAUGCACACUGUCCUUUUCAUGAGGGUGCCCCCGAGCAUGACCUAGAGGGUUGCUACGCUCUAAAGCAUAGGGUUCGGGAAUUGAUUGAGAGCAAGAUCUUGUCUUUUAAGGACAUGGGACCGAAUGUGAAGAGCAAUCCUCUUCCUCCCCAUGGAGAUCCUGCGGUGAACGCCAUUGAAGAUGCAUCUACUGUUGUUAUGGUUGAGAAGGUGGAUGAUGUAAAGACUCCUUUGGCAGCAUUCCAUGCCCGAUUGGUGGAAGUUGGCCUGGUUAAUGUAAAUCAUGAAAAUUGUGAAGAGUGUGCCACACAUCCAAAAGGGUGUCAGAUGGUGCGAGAUAAUAUUCAAGGCUUGAUGGAUGAAGGAAUGCUUCAAAUAUCUAGUGUUAUGAAGAACGAGGAUGUGUUGGUGAUUGAACCUUGUUUCAAUUUACCUGAACCAGUCGAAAUCCCAUAUUAUAGUGGUGGAGUGGUCCCGGUGAACAGUAAGCCAUCGCCUGUCGAGAUAUGUAUGCCCACGCCUUUUCCCUACGAGAGCACCAAGGCUAUGCCUUGGAAAUAUGAGAUUACUGCUGUGGAUAAGGUUGUUGAAGGAAGUUCAGACGCUGAGGUGAUAGAAGUUGUAAGUGAAGACGUCACAAAUAUUGCAGGAAUGAGUAGAAUGACUCGUAGUGGUCGAAUCUAUACGCCUGAAUUCAAUGUGACUCCUCAAAGGCCGACCAAGGAAUCAACAGUUGUAACUCCUGCUAAAGAACCCGAAGUGGUCCAAUCCGAAGAUGCUGUUGAAUUCUUGAAGUUAAUCAAAAGAAGUGACUACAAAGUGGUGGAUCAGUUGCAUCAAACACCAUCUAAGAUCUCUAUUCUGUCUCUGCUACUGGACCCCUAA
Lathyrus oleraceus (garden pea) is the source of this 1509-nucleotide messenger RNA. RefSeq lists its product as uncharacterized. The record is from RefSeq and is a predicted model, not a curated record. The transcript has a single exon. The coding region runs from base 1 to 1509 and encodes 502 amino acids. NCBI's taxonomy places the organism in Eukaryota, Viridiplantae, Streptophyta, Magnoliopsida, Fabales, Fabaceae.